Messenger RNA from Aspergillus bombycis, 378 nucleotides. RefSeq names its product putative short chain dehydrogenase/reductase. NCBI's taxonomy places the organism in Eukaryota, Fungi, Ascomycota, Eurotiomycetes, Eurotiales, Aspergillaceae. The transcript has 2 exons. The coding region runs from base 1 to 378 and encodes 125 amino acids. The record is from RefSeq and is a predicted model, not a curated record.
AUGCAGGAAGAGGAUCCAGCAAGUAGCAAGAUUUACGUUAAUGCCCUUUUCCCAGGUAACAUCGUUACCAAUCAGUGGAGUGUCUGGGAUGAGUAUGUUGGAGAAGCCCUGGGUUCCUUGCUUAGGCACCUAUUCUCAAUCAUUGGUCAGAGCUUGGAAGAUGGUGCUGCAAAUGCCAUUUAUUUGGCCGCGAGCCCGAAGGUGAUAUCUAACGGCACUCAUGGUCAGUACUUCGUUCCUAUUGCAAAGCCGUACGAGACAACUGCCAUUGCUAGUGACAUGAAACUCACUCGUGGUAUUUGGGACUGGAUAGAGAUCAAAGCAGCAGAGGCUCUAAGCCCCGAAGAACUAGACCAAGCCCGUACCGUCGAUAAAUAA